CACAAAUCGCCAUAGAAAGCCGUCAGCAAGUUCUCUUCGACGCUCAGUCUCGGCUUCAAUUCAAGAAAUUUACAAGACGAUGAAGGAGGCAUUGGAUUUUGUACUGUCCAUGGAAUUCUGGAGAAUGGGCCUGCGAUGGACUCUCAGUCUUCUCAUCUCUUACUGGCACCUCCUCUUCGCCUCGACUACUACUCCUCCUUCCAGAUCACCGGCUCCCUCAUCUCCGUCGAGGCCCGUCUGCAUCAUCACCGGUGCGACUUCUGGAUUGGGCGCCGCCGCGGCCCAUGCUCUCUCCGCUCGUGGCUUCUUUGUGGUUCUCGUUGGACGCUCAUCUCGCUUGUUAGAAAAGACGAUGAUGGAAAUUAAGAGGAAGAAUGAGAGUGCACAGCUGAAAGAUUUCGAGGUUGAUCUCUCAUCAUUCCAGUCGAUUCUUCUGUUUAAAGCCUCCCUACAGCAGUGGCUUUCCGACUCGCAAAUGCACUCUUCGAUCCAACUCCUAAUUAACAAUGCUGGAAUACUUGCUACGUCGUCUAGAUUCACGUCUGAAGGCUAUGAUCAGAUGAUGGCUACAAAUUACUUGAGUGCAUUUUUUCUUAGUAAACUAUUGUUACCGUUUCUCAGAAACAGCUCGAUUCCUUCCCGUAUAGUGAAUGUCACAUCUUUCACACAUCGAAGUGUAUCAAAUAUACAGGUUGACAAGGAGACUGUAUCUGGGAAGUGCUUCAGCAGAUUAAAAAGAUACCCAUAUGCUCAUGUAUAUGAGUAUUCCAAAUUGUUCCUACUGCUCUUCUCCUAUGAGCUUCAUCGCCAACUUGGCUUGAUGGACAUAUCUCGUCAUGUCUCCGUCCUUGCUGUGGAUCCUGGUGUUGUUGAAACCAACAUCUUGCGAGAAGUUCCUCCAUGCCUAUCCAGUUUGGCCGGUAAAGUUUUGAGAAGUCUUUGGCUCUUGCAGUCACCUGAAGUUGGAAUCAGUUCCAUUCUCGAUGCAGCAUUUGCUCCACCAGAAACAUCUGGAGUUUACUUUUUUGGUGGAAAGGGCAACACUGUCAGCUCUUCUAUGCUUUCAUAUGAUGCCAAACUUGCACAGGAACUUUGGAGUACAUCGUCUGAUCUAUUUUUAGAGUCACAGCUUGCUUUCAAGGAAACCUCCACUUCUGUAUCAAACUUUGUAUCAUAG
Molecule: messenger RNA, 1177 nt
Organism: Rosa chinensis
Lineage: Eukaryota; Viridiplantae; Streptophyta; Magnoliopsida; Rosales; Rosaceae
Product: dehydrogenase/reductase SDR family member on chromosome X
Exons: 9
Coding region: 80-1177 (365 amino acids)
Source: RefSeq, a predicted model, not a curated record